AUGAAUCGAUUCGUACUUAGAGGUGUAAGCCGCGCCGCCGACGGGUCUUUGUUUCCUUGCACCACGGUGACGGCUGGACGUCGGCUCUGUACAAGUGAACAAAGAUCGUCGGCGGCGCGGCUUACACCUCUAUUCGUACUUGUACAAAAUACUAUUUUACCUGUAAUUUAUUCUUUAACAUCAUUAUUAGUACUUAUUGGUAGUGGACUUAUAUAUCGAUACAACAAGAGUAUAUUUUUACUUAAUCUUGCAAUAGCUGAUACAUUAUCAGAUUUAACAAUUCCAAUUCAAUUUAUAUUUCGUUCAAAAUAUUUUUUGAAAAAAUGUUCUUGUAGUUUAUAUAUAUGUCUAUUAAGUAAAUCAAUAGAAAUUCUUGGAUAUAAUGCAUCAACAUUAACAAUAUGCAUAAUUGCUGUUGAUCGUUUUCAUCUUGUAUAUAAUCAAUUAAAACAGCGUCAUCGAAUAAAAAUUCGUUGUGCUCUUUUAUUUAUAUGGAUUUUACCUAGUCUAUUUUCAACAAGUGGUUUAAUAUCAAUUAAAGUCAAUACAUAUUUUAAUUCAUAUCAACAAUUAAUUAGUUGUCAAAUACUUUUUUUUCCAUUAACAGCGAAAAUAUUUUUCUAA
Rotaria sordida is the source of this 624-nucleotide messenger RNA. NCBI's taxonomy places the organism in Eukaryota, Metazoa, Rotifera, Eurotatoria, Philodinida, Philodinidae. The record is from the annotation of a GenBank genome assembly.